Molecule: messenger RNA, 8612 nt
Organism: Danaus plexippus (monarch butterfly)
Lineage: Eukaryota; Metazoa; Arthropoda; Insecta; Lepidoptera; Nymphalidae
Exons: 4
Coding region: 371-7378 (2335 amino acids)
Biological process (GO): regulation of transcription by RNA polymerase II
Cellular component (GO): chromosome
Molecular function (GO): chromatin insulator sequence binding
Source: RefSeq, a predicted model, not a curated record
UUUCGCGACGUCCAUCUUUAAUAUUUGAUGUGUUGUGUUGUUAGGAAAAUUAAUGCAAAAAUAUUAUUGUAACGCCUUACUCGCGGGAUAUUGAUGUACAUUUCAAUUAAUAUUGAAAUUUAAACCUAUGUUCUCAUAUAAAAUCUAAAGUUCAAGUAGAUAUAUUGAUGUUUAUUAAAAGUGUCACAGUUUCAAUAUCGUUUGUUCCACUAAAAAGUUUCACUUGUAAUUUGCUGCUAUUGACCUAAGUGCUAAUUGGCCAACCUUCAAAUGUUUUCCUUACCUUUCCUUUAAGUGAUACAUUAUUAUAAAUAGUGCCGCCAUAACCCAUGAAAUUACUAUUUGUUGACAAAACAGAUGAAUCGUGCAAAUGGAUAGAUUGAACCAGAUAAGAAGCGAGGCGGGAAGCUCGCAAGAUUUAACAUUGGAUACAUCUUCCCCUCUUAGCGAAGCAUUCUUGUCAGCGAAUGAGAGCUCAUCCAAAUAUUUUUCUCUUUCCGAGGUAGAUUCGACGUUCGGUAUUUCUCCAGCCAAAGAUUCAAUAUCAACGGAGGCUGAGCGCACUUUAACUGCUGAUACCAAUUUGAUACCGCAGUUGUCACCGAUUCCGAAAAGAGAGUUGGACAGCUAUAAGAUCGGAAAACAAAUAGAAGCGGCAAAUAUUUUAUCUGGUGGUGUUAAUAUUUUCGAUGACAAUGACAAUUCUUAUGAUGGAGACGAGCUUGUUAUAGACGAUAAUGUUGUUGAGGAAGAGAAAUCUCCGAGUGAGUUAAAACUUGAUGAAAAUGCUGUUCUUGAUGAUAAAGCGGAGGUUUUAGAGAGUUUAGAUGAUGAGGUUAUACCAAGUAAGGAUACAGAAGUGGUGCUACAAAUAGAUGGGAACAAUGUACAUGCUAUAGAUAUUGGGAAUGGAUUAUAUUUGUAUAGGAAAGCGGGAGAGGAAGAUCUGGCUGCUCUUCAAAUGAUUGACGAUGAUCAACAACAGCCUAGCUUUAAGUUUUUAAAAGUGCGUGAAAAUGCUGAAGGGAAUUUAGAAGUGUAUGAAGAAAUUGAAGUAGAAGUAACUAAAGAAGUGCCUAUAAAAGAAGGGGAGAUUCCUACUGAGAAAUCUUCUCAUGUGCCUAUAAAGGAUAUAAGUAAAGUUAUAAAUGAACCAUCGAGUAGUAAAACUGUUGAUAAUACAAUUAAAACACCAAAGAAAGAACUAAGUUUUACUAAUGAUGUAGCCGUUGAACCUAAUGUUGAUGCGUCAGAUCCUAAAGUAGAAGUGAGCUUCAAUGGUAAAAUGAAGUUUAAUGAAUCUCGUAAAUCACCGGUAAUAGGCACCUAUACACCAAUGACAUAUCACUCAACACCCAAUAAAGAGGGUAUACCUUUGACUAAAACAAUGGUAGAUCAGCAAUUGCAUCCGAGUCGACAUACAGACAAUGUUAAGAAAACAAUCGAAGUACACACAGAAAGUCCAAAACAGAAAUUGUUUGAAACACAAAGUAAGACAAAGAAAUCAGUCAAUGAAACACUCUCUCCUAGUGAGGAUAUAAAAGAAUCUGAUUCAUUAAAUAAAAAAAUACACAAUAAAAUUGAGGAUUCAACAAAUAUGCAAUUGUCUCAAACUGAACAAUCAGAGCUGAGUGAGAAAUUGACUGAAAAUGAUCUUCAAUUGUCCAAUAAUAUAAAUGAAAUAAGUGUCAAUGAACCUAGUUCAGUUGAUAUAGAAAAAGAAAUUGUUGAUAAUUCUGAGGUUGCUAUUAUAAAACCAAACAAUGAUAAUGCUGUCUUAGCCAAAGUUACUCCUGACAUUGAAUUGCUAUCAGAUAAUAGUAAAAUAAUGGAACAAUGUGAAACGGAAGAAAAUUCAAUGGACGAAAUGACAGAAACUGAUAAAAAUCAACAUAAAGAUGAUGAUAAACAGACAGACAAUAUUGAUGAAGGCAUCCAACAAGCACAGACUAAUAAAGUAAUAAAGGAAACAGAAUCACCAAAGAAUCUUUGUGAUGAUGAAGGUGAAAGCCACUUGACAAUUGAUGAUACAAAAAUUAUCACAACAAGUGAGCCAAAUGAAGAAGUUCCGGAGAAAGACAAUGCAGAAAUUUCCACCAAUAACAUUGUCCCUAUAGAAGUACUUGCACAAGAAAAUAAUACAGAAGAAUUAGUUACAGCAUCCACUGAGUACCUCAAUGAUGGAAACAAAAUUGUAAUUGAUAAAUCUAGUAACCAGAUCAUAGACGAUAAGGAAUUAAACAAAGAAACAAAUGAUACUGAUUUGGAAUUAAAUAAAGGAAAUGAAACAAAGAAUGAAAUAGUUGAGGAUAUUGAUGUAAACAAAGUAUUGAUACUUACAAAAAAGUCUGAAGAAGUAAUCUCAGAGAAUGUUAACAACCUAAUAGAAAACACUGAAGAAGUCAUUAGCGAUAGUAAUAGCAAACAAGGUUUACACAGUAAUAACACGGAAAAUGUUAAGAAGUCACCAGAAAUUUCAGAAAACUGUAAUAUUCAAAAAGUUGACAAUGAUUCAGAAAAUACUUCAAAUUCUAUAAAGAAAUAUCAAAAUGAGGUCAUUGAGAAUAUCAACAAAAACGAAACUGAUGAAAUGAAAAUUUGUACACAUCAAGAAGAUACAAGUGGUCCUGAAAAUAACUGUAAGAAUGAAACGGCUGUUAAGAAAAUUGUAACUAGUAAAAAUGUUGAAGUUAAUUCUGUCGCUACGGAAAAAAAUAAAAUUAUUUCUGAACCAAAAACUGUCUCGUUAGAAUUACCUAUACGUGAAAAUCCAGUUAACAAUACAACUAGCAACGCUGUGACUGAACAGAAAACAACGGAUAUUGAAAAAUGUCCUGGAGAUAUCAAGCAAGGAGUGAAUGUUAAUGAUGCAAAUAAAAAGCUGGUUGACAAACAAGAUAGCUUAAAAUCUAGUGUCGAACAAGUUGAAAUAAAAUCUAAGCCAGUAGUAGCUAAAGCAAUAAACAAUAAUAGUGCAGUGCCAUUUGGAAAAUGGACUGAGGCUAAUAGGCAAGAAUUUCUAAAUAAAAUCAAAGAAACAAAAAUCCCAACAAAUAAUUCAAACACAAAACAAUUAAAACAACCAAAUGAUUUGAAUAGAAGGGACGUUUUAAAGAAGAUUGAUAGCCAAAGACAGUCUAAUAUUAUUUCACUCAACAAGGGAUUUGAUACAAGCUUGCAGCCAAAAUUAAAUACAAAAGUCGAUUCAGCUGUAUUUGUGAGUAAAAGUGUCAUGGUUCAACAAUCUUCCUCCGUUGAUACCACAGUAACAGCUCCUAAUAUCCAAAAUUCUAAAGUGAAAUCUGCAAUAAGUGUAAAACCCAAGCAAGACGAUAGUAAAAACUCACUAUCCACAGCUACUAAAAACGUAAAAAGAAAAGAAAUAAACAAUCAAGAUUUGAUAGAUAAGACCAUAGAAGAUAUUAUUAAUAGGUCGAUUACCGGCAAAGUAUCUGAAAAUACUCAUGAAAAGCCGACAGUCCUAGAAACACAGAAUACAAAAACAUGUCCGGUUUCUUUAGAUGAAAUCGAAAUGAAGAUGAAUGAUAUACAUGGUGUUGCAAGCACAGAAACAACAAUUUAUCAACAGACCUAUUCUAAUAAGCCGCAUGUAAAAUCGGACACAGUUAAAGCUAAAAAAGCCGAAAAAGUGCCUCACCUGUUGCCAUUUAAAAAUAAGGUCCAUUCAAAAAAUUUGAAAGACAAUGCACGUGAUGAUACGUCUGACGACGAAAUAAUAGAGCACGAGCCGAUAACUGGAGAUCUUGAAAGUAAUAAAAAGGGUUUUACAUUAUUGCCCAUGAAAAAUAAAUCGCCGGAAUCCAAAAAAGAAACUAUAAUAACGGAGAAAGAUUUUGACAAAUUUGCUAGAAGAAAUUCCAUAACCUACGAAAACUGUUUGACAGUGAGCUUCGACGGCAAGGAAUCACAUAACGUCAUCCAAACAGUAGUUGAGAAAGAUCCGCCGGUUAAGAAGUUAUCUCGAAAUGAAUUAAUGCUGGCCGAAUCUAAAGCUAAAUCGACAAACAAACAUCUCAAUAUGCCUAUGCGUUCUAAUACCCAAAAUAGUAGAAUACCUACUUUAGUGAAGGCUGGAAACGAUGACGAUGCCUACAAUAAAAAUAGCCACUCUAAAGUUCAAAUAGCAUAUCAAACAGCAUUAACAGCUAAACGUAAUUUGGAAUGUCCCAUUACAAUUAUCGAAGAUAAGCCUGUUAAAGUUGUUUUUAUGGACUCGAAUUCCGAAUUCACUCCGUCACAGCUUAACGUCCAAGGACAAGAAUUGUCACCACCUAAAGCUGAUUCGGAAAUAUCAAUUCACAGCACUUCAGAAUCGUUGGAUUCAGAUGUGCUGGAUUCAUGUAAAAAUCAAGAUGAAAUUAAAAUAAAGAGUAAACAUCAAAGGAAACAGGUGUUGACACCGGUAGAGGAACCGGAAAUUGAAUUGAUUGAACCAGUAGAUUUAGGUAUUCGUGUCUCCCUAAAGAAAAAACGGAGAUGUGAAGAAAAAGUUGAGAAGCAUUCUAAGAAUGUCGUGCCAAAGAAGUCAUAUUUACUCAAUCGUAAUGUCAACGAUGAAAAGCUUUCAAAUAAAACCCACGACUUUACAAAAAAAUGUGAUAAAGUCGAAAAAGAGACUGAAAAAAGAAGUGAUCAAUUCAUAGGACAUACAGAUACAAUUUCAGCAAUUGAUAAUUUGGUUAAAGCAGCGGAGCUGAUUGAGACUCAGUCGGAAAAUAAAAGUAGCGAUGUUGUACAAACUCCUGAGCAACCAUCGAACACACCAGUAAAGAGGGGACGUGGGCGUCCAAGAAAAUACCCACUAGUAGAAUCGGGAACUGACACGAAUAAGACACCGACUCCACAAAAGAAACCGAGACUGAUUGAUGCUAAAGUUACUAAAAAGGAUAGUACGGACUCAGAUGACAGUAGCGAUGAUGUUAUUAUAAAGGAAAAUUGGACGAUGGGCAAAAUAAACGAAAAUAUAGUGUGUCCGAUUUGCAACAAGCUAUUCAGAUCAGAGAACGUUGUGUUUAAACACGUGAAACACUGUCCAGGACCAUCACCUAACAGAUCUGAUUCAGAUAAAAGAAGCCCAGUAAGGCUUAGACGUUCACAAGAUUCUGAUAGAGAUUCAAGUAUAUCAAACUUUAGUGAUAGCGACGAGGAAAUCAUACCUCGCAGUCGCAGGUCAAGAUACGCCUCCUCCAAAUUGGCUAAUGACAAUGAUGUUAUAGUAAUUGAAGAUACACCGAUAAAAGAAAAACCAGAACAUGAAGACAAAGAAACAAAUCAGAUGUCCAAAAAGUGUAACAUUAAAAUGAAACCGCAGCUAUGUAAGACUCAUAAUCUUAUUUGCGAAUUUUGUGGAAAGACAUUUAGACAACUGUCUUACUUGGUUAACCAUAAAAUGCAACAUCACAAAAAAGACAACGAUAAAAACUCAGAUACUGAGCCUGCAAAUAAAACCGUCUUUAGUUGCGAGGUUUGUAAAAAAGAUUUCCGGAAAUUGCAUCAUUUAGUGAAGCACAGAUUGAUACACAACAGUAACGCUAAUAAUGUUAGAAUAACAAGAAAAAGUUCAUCCGAUCAACAUCCGAGCAACCAACAACCUUUGAAACAUCGAGACGACAAGAAAUCCAGCAACGACGCGAGCGCAGGCUUCAGAUGUGAACCAUGCGAUAAAUCCUUUAGGAAACUACAUCAUCUCGUAGAACACAGAGACACCCAUGACGGUAUCAAUAAGAAAUCUUCAGCCACAUCAAUAUCAAGCGGCUCUAAUGUUAAUGAAUCGGUUAAUCUCACCGCGACGUAUAACUGUGACACUUGCAAAAAAGUCUACAAAAAAUUGCAAGAUUUAUUAGAACACAAAGAAAUGCAUUUCGAAACGAGUUCCGAAAAGUCUGAUGACAAAAGCGUUAAAAGUUCUCUUUCCACUAAAGAUAUUAUUCAUGAAUGUUCACUAUGUUAUAUGGUUUUCCCCAACGAACACUCAUUGAACAAACAUACUAUUAUAUGUUUGAGGAAGAAAAAGCAAAGUGCAGCUAAAGCUGCGAAGCAAGCUUUGGAAAAAGGAACGUUGGAAGGGGACAAUAUUGUGAUUAGUGAAAACGAAGACGACGAAUCUCCCAAAAAUACGCAGGAAAUUAAUGACAUUCAAAUAUCUAAAACUGAAGUCGAAGAAACAGUUAUACCUGAUCAAGAAGUUAAAAUAACAGACGCUCUUAAAGCGUCACCUGAAAAUAAAGUGGAAGGACAUAUUAUAAAACGAAAACUUUCCUUACAUGCUGAUGUUUCGGAUUUGCAGUCCAAAACAGAUAACAAGGCAGUUGUUAUUAAACAAGAAGAAGCAUUAACACAACCUGUUGAAGAUUUCGUGAAACCACCGAAAGUAAAGAAAACGGAAAUUGAAGAAUGUAUUGUCAUUCCGGAUACACCUACCCCCAAAAAGAAGAUUUUGGUGAAAGAUAAAGAAAAGCUCGUUCCAACGAUCAAAAAGAAUAAAACGGUUUCCUAUCCCACAUUACCAGUUGCCAAAGAAACGAAAGCUGCGGAAUCUAGUGACGAUGAUGAUAUCCGAUAUAUGCUCAAUCCGAACUUUAAAGCUGAGGAAACUGCCGAGGGAAAAGUAUUCAUGAAAGUCAGGGCCAAGAAAAGGAACUCGUUACAAAUUGAGAGGCCGAAUUCUAAAGAUUUAGUUAAAAGGAGAAUAUCAUUGCAACACCCACCUAAAAUACCACGGCUGAAGGCGAGAGCUGUAGAAACUAAACCCGUUGUUGACUCCAAAAGUGAAAAACCUGUUAAAUUGUCUGUGAAACAAACGGUAUCCUCUACGGAUUCUGACGACAGCGAUGUCAAAUAUUCUUUCCCCGAUCCAGACACAACAGAAGCAAACAAAGAUAAAAAGAAAAAGCAAACUGUAGCUACAAAGAGGAAGUCAGGUAACGCUGUCGCCAAAAGGAAGUCUCUAGGCAAACACAAACUGGCUACUCCCAAAACAAGAAAACGUACAUCUGAAGUCGAGCACCGAUGUGAUUGUGGUCAAUUGUUCAGUAGCGCGGCCUUACUAUCGCGACAUACGACCCUCGCACACACGCCGCCUCGGAUACGCCGACGACGAUCGCCGCCUCCGGAAAUUACCAAAAAGACCCCGAAAGCCAAACCCAAACAGGCGAAAAGAAAGAGUGACGUCACCAACCCCAAUACCGUCACGAAAGGCGUCGGCACAAGAAAAUCUAGUGUUAAUAAUAGUGAUGCAAAAGUUACUAGUGACGCUACCAAGAAGUACGAGUUCAGUGGAAAAUCGCUUAGAAGCUCAGCUAUAAGAGUGCCUGUAUUUGAUAAGAUGAAAAAAGUUAUCGAUAAAACGAAAAAGUAAGUCUAAAUAAGUAAGUACAUUUCGGUUAACAUUUUUGAUGUAAUAUUACGAGGGGGUCGCUAGUAUGUAGAUGAAAUCCAACAUCACAAGCGCUCACAAACGAAGUAACAGACGGACCACUGUAUAAUAUAAUAUAUUUUUCCUAUUUCGGCAAUUUUAAUACAUGAAAUGGCAUAUUUUUCGUGACUCGGUGGAUUUGGUCCCGUCUAUAUGUAAUAUGUAAAUUUGCAAAACCUUAAGAAAAAAAAUAUAUUAUAUAGGUAUAUAUUUUGUCAAUUUGUUCUAGAUUUAGAUAUAAUGUAACAGAGUAAUUAUUUAUAUAUGUAUUAGUUUUAAGUAUAAUUAUUUUUUUUUGUUACUUUUUUAAUGUACCAUUAACAGUUGAACUGUUAAUGUUUGUGCUAGAAAUUGCAACAAGACAUGUAUAUGUGAAAAUGACAUUGCAUUGAUGUCACUUAACAUCAAGACGUAGAAGUAACUAUGCGUAUGUCCUACCAUUACUUGUAAUUGUUAAAAAUAUCUCAACCUAACUAACUUCCUAACUUUCUUAUUUCAAUAACAAUCUGAAUUAAAAAUAUAUCUUGUCUGUCUUGUCGUUUAAUGUUGUAUCAGAAACAAUGUUUCAUAGCACAAUGUAUUGGCCUCAUCGCUGGCUCCCCGGGAAGCAGUAAAGAUAAAUAUUACUGAAACCUAAUAAACUAUCAACUUAUGGAACAACAAACUAAUGGUACUUCGUGAAUAUCUCCAUACCAAAUGUCCAUGUGAAAUGUAAUAUAAUUUGCUUAACGAUAAAGCGGUUAUAUAAAGAUUUUUUACAUAUUAAAUUGAAAUACCCUUAGUGUUUAUUAUAUCCAAAAUCUUUAUCAUUAUAUAUUUGUAUAUGUACGUUAUAUGUACAAGGAACAUGUGGAAAUAUAUGAGAAUCAAUUGGCAUGUAUGCAACUGAUAAAACAACUUUAUAUAAUUGUCAGGGUAUUUAUUAGCACAUAACAUAGACAUAUCCGAAGUUUGUGUUUUUCUUAUUAUUAAAGGAGAAAAAAAAACAAAUGUGAUGAAUUAUAAUGAUAAAUUGAGGAUAUAUGAGCUUAUAGACAAUGUUUGUUAAUUCUUGGAGAAUUGUAGAUUUCGGUAUAGCUGAUACGAAGAGCUUCCCCAAUGAAUGAUUUCCCAACCGCUUUGUAGAUGUCCCAUUGUAAUGGUUGUAGGUUUAUCCUUUUUUUUUUUUUCAAAUAAA